AUUCGUGACUACCUGACCAACCAAAUGAUUAUUUACACUAAUAAAUUUAAGAACAAUGGAUGAUAAAUACCCAACAAUACCCAGCCUGCGUAUCAUUGUAACAAGUAACAUACGACAGUAUAAAGAUUGUUCUCCCGGGAGGCGCUUGAUUUUCUAUCCCGUCCUCGUGGUUUAUUGAUAUUGUACCAGUGACCCAAAGACCCCCUGCGGCUAUAUCGUACGCAUUAAAGCAACAUUGACGUUAACUAUAACCAAUACAUUUCACAGAGUUUACGCUUUACACCAACAACUUUUAGGUUACGCAACAUUUUAAUCAGUUUACAUACGAUUUUUUUAUCAGCUUUGACCCCUCAGUAAAAUUUCGCCUCACAUAAUCAGCGGGGGUCAUACUAUACAUGUCAAUUCGGAGAUCAGUCCGGUGUCUCGUGAAAUGAUCAAAUCGUCGUUCUUUAAUUUGUGAGAAAUUUAUAAUCGUUCUAGAAAUCAUGUCUAUCCCACGUUUUUUGAUCCGCACCACGCAACUAGUCAAACAGCCUAUUUUUAGUCAAUAUUCGUGCCAAAUUCGACCCAGGUUUGUCCAUACGUCAAACUGUGCGUACGCAGCGCGAUUAUACACUGACAAACAUGAAUGGGUCGAGGUCAGAGACAAUGGCAUCGGAAUCGUUGGAAUUUCUGAUUACGCACAGGACGCCCUCGGAGAUGUCAUCUACGCACAACUCCCAGAUGUCAAUACAGUACUUAAACAAAAAGAUGAAUGCGGAGCAUUGGAGAGUGUGAAGGCAGCCAGCGAGUUAUAUAGCCCAGUAUCAGGAAAAGUCGUAGAAAAAAAUAAAGAACUAGAAGAAACGCCAUCUCUCAUCAAUAGUUCCUGCUAUGAAAAAGGGUGGCUGUUUAAAGUGGAAUUAGCAAACAAUGAUGAAGUAAAGAAUCUUAUGUCUGAAGAACAGUACAAAGAGUUCUUGAAAACCCAGGAAGCCCACUAGGCAUUACAAGUAUAUUUUGACUAGCUGUAUUUAUUAGGCUUACUUGAGAUAAAUGAAUUGUCAUUGUUUUGAACUUUAUAUUUCCUGUUAUCUUCCUUCUUGUAAUGCAACUAUCUAGCUCAUUAACUCAGUAGUAUACAAAAUUCAUAAAAAAACAAUGCCCAUUAUAAUACAUUGAUAUAAUGCAACCAUAUCCUUUUCACCCUUCUGUCUAAAUUAACAUGAUCUAAAUUUCUAAAAGUCUAGAAACAUGAGAAUAUAAUUACUCGACAUAUUAUUUUUAUUAAGUAUUUUCUGUUGACCUUGUCAUUUAGUUUUCAUAAUUUUUUCUGAACAGUUAUCGUGGGUAUACCUAAAAUACACACGUGUUUUUAUUACUGUACUCGUAUUAUUGAAUUAAUGCAAUUGAAACCAAAAUAAAAUUGAUAAUAAAUCAGACAAACUUAAACCGAUAAUGUUAUAGGAACUAUACAUAUAUUUUUAAUAACAAUAAAUCAACCGUCAAACACCUAUUGUCGUGUAAACGUUAAUAUACCAAUCAUUUUUUGGCCUGGCAACUAGUUUAAUACAAAACAUCCUUGAAAAAACUAUACAACUAAUUUUCGCAUGGUAGGUUAGAUAUGCCUAAACUACUGGCAGAAAUGUAAAUGUUAACAUUUCGUAAUCACAUUUUGAUUAUUGAUUGUAAAUUAUUCAAAAUCGACAAGUGCUAACGGUAUUACAUUAAUUUUAGGAAUAUGGAAGUAACUCGUCACGAAUCACUACUUCACUUUUUUCGGAAUUAAAUUUAUAGUAUGACUAGAUUUACACACCAUCACGACAUGACUGCUACGUGCUCUGUGCCCGGGACCCCAGUUUGAUAUAAUAUUUACUGACGACAUAUACAGUGAUUUUCUUUUCAUGUCCUCCUCCUCAUUCCCCAUUUUUUUAACGACUGGGUUAUUACAUAAAAAAAAUAUAUAAUUUCAAAAAACCGAUCAAAUGUCAUCUUGUUGAUUAGGUGCGCAAAUAGUUCACUCCGCGCCUGCUACAAGAAAGCAUGAAGUGAACCACAGCUAGUUCCCAAUUGACCUCUUCUAGGAAAACCUACAUAAUGACAUAAAAACCUACAUAAUGUCACUUUUCAUGUUACAUAAUACCCCUGCUGGUCAAGUUAGUAAGUUGAAAUUCGAAGUUGAUGGAUUUGUCGAAAUUUCACAUUUUCCCAAUGGAAUGCCUCAAGUUUAAUUUCAACAUGAGAAACUGCCAUUACGUUAUUUCGAAAUAUACUGAACUCCUAUUUUCUAUGGUCAUGAAGUACUCGUAAGGAGGGACUCAUUUUAAAAAAUCUUCCAACAUAGUACCCAGUCGCCAUCUUGAAUUUUUCAAAGAUCACCUAAUAUACAGGAUGAGGUUUAGUGUGGAUUUGGUAGAUAACUCCACUAUUACACAUGGUAUCUAAAAAAAGUUAAUUAAAAAAAUUGAAAGUCACUCGUAUGCUUCUUAGCUGGAAAAUAUUUUUAUCUCUACAAGGCGAUUGAUAACUAAUUGUGAUGAAUACAUACAUUUUUUUAAAUUAGAAGCCCUACAUUUUAUUGCAGAUUUUGAUAGGCCUUCCCAAACGAAACAAUCUAUCGGAAAAUACCCAACUUUGACAACACCUAGCGCUGAAUUUUUCGUAAACUUUAUGAUCCCAUAUUUUCUCCGUACCCAAUUACUUCUUAACUGAUAAAGUCGAACAGUCAAGAAGGCGUCCCUGUGCUUUUAGUGCAUGAUCGGUAGUAACUCCAAUAUAACAGUUAGCCGACAAAAUGCUUCUGACUGGAAAAAUAUUUAGAUUUUACCAGCCUUAUUGUGAAUUGCAUAUCUUAUUAACAUUGAAAACAGGCAAAUUAUCGCAAAAACAACAAACAAUAUUUAGGGCCGUAUCGUCAGUCGUUCCUACAAUUGUAGGAUGCCUUAAUGGCCUCCCUGAUUUUCAUAGUUUUCUACUCCUCCGUGUCAGCGCUCUACGUUGAGGUUAUGUUACAAGUAUCCAUUUGCAUCAAAUUGUUCAUGCUUUUGACUUAUAUCAUCUGUUAUAUAGCCUGAAAUUUCCUACAAUUCAAGAAGAAAACGUAGCCUGGCAAUAUGAGAGCGCUGACGCUGACACGGAACAGUAAAAAUCUAGAAAUAUCCCAGCCCUUCUGAAAGAGGCGUCCUAUUCCUAUGUUUCCUACUUAAAUUGUAGAAAAUUUCAGGCUAUAUAACAGAUGAUAUAAAUAAACAGCAUGAACAAUUUGAUGCAAAUAGAUAUUUGUAACAUAACUUCAAAAUAGAACGCGGACACGUAACAGUAGAAAACUUCGAAAAUCAAGGACGCCAUAAAGGCGUCCUACAUAUUGUAGGAACGACUGAAGAUACUGCACUUAGUCAGAAAAGUUCAAAAAAAUUCCUUCUUGCACCAUGGAUAUAUCGGCAGAGAUAUCCUGAUUGCAGGCGCCUGACACUGACAUUUUUUACCAUCAUUGGGCUUGGCAUGGAAAGAGUCAAUACCUUCUAUUCAAGAAGUGACACCAGCACUGGCGGAGGGUUACCGAAAUAUGGGAUGUCGUAUAUCCCAAAGGCACAAAUUCCUGAUUUUUAUAUUCUGAUGUAUUCGGUGGCUUCUAGCAGCUUUUUUCUGUUACAAUUUGUCCUCAACUUGUUGUCAAUACUAUCCAUCUGUUCAGUCAAAAACCGAACCACAUUGACCGGGACAUUUUCAGGAUAUCUGGAAAAACGAAGAAAACAUGGUCCGCCACAAACUCCUUUAUUUCUACCACACCACUUUGUUGGACCGGAAUGAAACUCAUCAUGGAGAAAGUACUAAUUCCUCACAUCUGAAAAGUGGUGCUCGAGUGAGAGUUAGCUAUUAUACAGCACUCUGUAUAUCGGUCUCUUCUCCAAUGCCGGUUGAACACCACUUCUUAAAUGAAAGGUAUUGAUGAGUAACUCUAUCCAUGCCACGUCUCAUUUCGGUAAAAAAUUGUCAAUGUUCGGUUGAUUUUCGGGUCUUAAAUACCACACUGAAAUACCGACAGCUAUUGACAUUUAUCUUAUAAGUUUGUGAUUGAAUCUAUUUGCGUUUUCUCUGGAAGUUAAAUUUUGUUAGAUGAAACUAAUAGACGACGGCAAGACUUUUCUCCCGUGGAUGAUUCGGGGAACGACCUCUUGAUCAGUGUCAAGGAAUACAGUUUUGAUAUACGUAUUUGAAACUAAAGAUAUGUUAAAAGUCAGAAUUAAACUGUCUAAAGUACGUCAGAACCACGUAUACUGUUACCGGCAUAAAUUAUUGGUGUCCAUUGAGAAAACGUGGCCAAUUAAACAGUUGUUCUGCAAAAAUUUCAUCACCCAUGGUUUUUUAAUUAUCCCUGGUGACAAAAUUAUACAGUUUAAUUGAACUGAAUUUUCUGGAACCAGUUUAAGUAGUAACUUUAACACUACAUAUUAAAUUUAUUUGCUUGAAAAUAGCAAACCAUGUACCUGUUUUAUUAAAUUGUUUAAUUACUUUAGGUGAUUUACUUUAUGUUAAAAUGUAAAUUUUAUUAAAAACAGUUAAACAGUUUAUUUGAACCGCGGACUCGGCAGGAUUCGUGAAUGAUCGAGAGUAUGCGACUACGCCUGUCGCUGGUGACGCACUUCGAACACCUCAGUUUUGUGUGAUUUUUGCGUAGAGCUUCCUAUCCGAGUGUUGCCGUUGUUGGUAAAGUAGCUGUGUAGUUGCCCAAUUAAGGUGAUCAAGUGAAAUACUCGAGCAUAAAACGCUUAGUGACCCAUACCAUGGUUAGAAUAUUUCUCCCAGUGAAACACUCAGUAUACGAGAGUCACUGCUGACGUAAGAAAAACUUCAACUCUAACUCUAAAAUGUAUUUAUGCAGCCAUAUUUAGGUCAAUGAAGGGCAUUUCUACUAAGCAUGUGCUUGACGUGAUUGUUUGAUAUUUGAAAAUAUCCUAGUUUGUUUGAAGUGACGUCGAAUAUUGUUUUAAUAUUAAAAAUAAAAGCACGUUUGUACACUUGCUCAAGUGUCGUUAUUCCGUUUCAGGUAUCAUUUUCCCUACUUCUAGUGAAUGGUGAUAGAGUGUAACCUGUUUCGAAACAAUCAGACAAAUAAUUGGUAAAUCUUGAUUCCAUAUAUAAUAGUGAAAUUCAAUCAAUGAAAAUAAAAAUAUCUAAUUUUGUUAGGGUUACAAAAUUCGGAAGAUUAUUUCUAUAUUAUUUAUUUGGAUUCGGAAAUAUCAAUAUCCAGUUUUUCAAAAUUUUUGGAUGUCUUAGAUUUAUCAGAGCGCAGUUAUAAUAUACAUAAUUCAUUAAAAUGCAAUUUGUUCUUUUAAAUUUCAAAUAUUUGAUCAGGAUCAACAAUGACCAAUUAGAAAGCAUUUUAGCAAAAUUGGAUCAACAAUCAAUCCCUACCCGAAUAGUGAAUCAAAUCUGAUAUAAUGCAUAAAUUGAUUUGAUUUCAACUACAGAGCACUUUAUUUAAAAGUGAAAACAGUGUAUUAGUUCUGAGAGAAAUAAUUUUAUAAAAAAGGAUAUAUUUUUAAAAAUACAUCAACAUGUCGAUUGUCGAUUAAAUUACCGUCUAAUGUAAUUUGUAGAUAUAUGCUCUGUGAGCAAAAUUUAUGCAAAGUAGUAGUAGUAGAGGAAAACGAAUACUAGAGAGGGGCUGGGAGAAUGAGUUCGCAAGUAUUCACAAGUGUUAAUUAGGGUGAUUCAAGGCCAAGAGGUACAAUAAACAAGCAUGAAAGAAAUUUGUGGUUGUUCGUAGAUCAAGUUCGAUAGUUCGAUCUCACGAUGUACGAAAAACGACAUCUCGCUCCUGGGUAGGUGUUUAGUUUUUAAGGCUUUUAUUAUAUAACAGGGUCAGUAUAGCCAUCUAGCGAAUGCGAUACGUUUGGGUGUCAAUAUGAGAUCUGUUUUCUGUAUAUUUAAUUUAUAUUAUUCACCUGUAAAUGGCGCUACAUGCAUUGCCUUUUGUUAUAUGAAGUUAGAGGUGGCACCGAAUUACUAUGUAAUAAAAUGGACUAGAUUUUGUAAAAACCACGAAGCACGCCCUAAGCAAAUUUUGUCUGCUAUUUGUCCUAAGCAUUUAAGUUGUCCUCAGAGAAUAAAGUAUUAUCAAAUGCUGACAUCAGUGGCUUAUACCUGUAUUAUAUGGUCCUUCGAGGCAAAUAAACAACUGGACCUGAGCCCCACCAGUUUGUGGAUGGAAAUACUUGACGCCUUAUUUAGAAAAUUUGGUUACAAAAAGUGUUACUUAUUUUGAAUGUGAUACUGAGUUGUUUUUGUGUUUGUGGUGAAGGUUAUAUACUUCAGAUUCAAAAUACAAAACAAUUCAGGAACACCAC
Messenger RNA from Acanthoscelides obtectus, 6329 nucleotides. The record is from the annotation of a GenBank genome assembly. NCBI's taxonomy places the organism in Eukaryota, Metazoa, Arthropoda, Insecta, Coleoptera, Chrysomelidae.